This is a messenger RNA of Cuscuta epithymum, 2336 nucleotides long. The record is from the annotation of a GenBank genome assembly. Lineage: Eukaryota; Viridiplantae; Streptophyta; Magnoliopsida; Solanales; Convolvulaceae.
CAACAGCCCCCAUUCUCACUCUCUCACAGUCUCACUUCAGUUCAUCACCAUAACAUGGCUUUGGCUAUGGCUGUUCCCCAAUCCAAAUCCUUCUUCUUUUUCUGCAUCUUGGUAUUGACCCACCUCUCACUUCCCUUCUCCAUCUCAGUGCUUGACCAAAAUGAUGGCCGUAUUUCUAUGAGCCUGCAGGUACCAGCACCUGCUCCUCACCACCACCACCACCACCACCAUCCACCGGCAGCCGCCGCUCCCAAAUCACCACCUGCAGUCAAACAACCUCCUCACGCCCCCGCUCCUAGCCCCAACCACCCGACCACCGCAUCUCCCACUCACCCACACUCCCCAGUUCCGGCCUCUACUCAUGUCAAAGGCCACCACCACCACCACCACCAUGGAACCGCCGCGCCACCAACGGCAGCCACCCCACCCAAAUCCCCAACACCGCCUGCAAAUAGACCUGCCACUCAUCAUUCCCACUCCCCAUCACCUGCUCCCAUUAGUGGUCACCACCACCUCCACCACCAUCCUGCCACCGCACCACCACCACACCCUGCCACUCCUAAAUCAUCACCUCCUGCAGCAAAACCCCCCACUGCUGCGCCCCCCAAGCCACACCUCCUCCACCACCCCCUACCACCAGUCAAGGCACCGUUGCCAUCUCCAUCAGCACAAAAGAAAUCCAUAGCUAUCUGUGGAUCUGUACGCUGCAAGUCUUGCAACAUCUCCACACCAUAUUACCAUCCUAUUGAGGGGGCUGUGGUGAAAAUUGCCUGCAACAACACAAGGUAUCACUUGGAAGAGAGUGUACACACAGACAGGAAUGGGUCUUUCUUCUUAACUCCUAAGAUUGUCACCUCUGCUGGCAGGGAUGGAUUUAGGGGGGCGCGGGGGGCGACCGCCCCCCUUGGACUUUCAAAAUUUUCUACCAUAUAUGUAAUAUUUUUCAUAAAACUUUCAUAAUUUAAUUAGAUUCGUCCCCCUUAGCUUUUAAUUUUCAAAAGUAAUAUAUAGUGUUACAUAAUGUAAUACUUAAUUGAAGAUUUAAAAGAAGGAACAUCUAAAAUAAUUACAUAACUUAAACAAAUAAACAAUAGAAUAACUCGUUGUUUAAGAUUUAGGAUACUUAUUAUAUAAGAAUUCCUAGUUUUGUAAUGUUUAAUUAUUUUUAUUAGAUAACAAGUACUUAAUUUUGUAAAAUAUAUAUCAAACAAUAUUAAAUAUCAGACACACUAAUUACACAGUUUUUAGAUCACGUGAAAUGAACCCAAAAUAUAAAUGUUUAUUGACAUUAAAUUACAUAAUUCAUUUACUUCUUGCUUUCUAAAAAUAAUUUAUUGCAUAGAUAAUAAACUUUAAAUUAUUAUAGCAUUAAUACAAAUAUUAAAAUAUAAUAUUCACAAUAUAUGUGUGUGUGUAUGUGGUGCAUACUAUUCUAAAAAUAAUAAUAUCAUACAUACUACUAUUGUAAUAUUAAGAAAACUUCUCAUGAGUCAUGACUCACGAACACCCUCCUUCGUGGCCGGACAAAAAUUACAAUUCAAUAAUAACCGAUUCACGAGGUUAAACAAUGUAGAAGUUAUUAAAAAUGUAUUGGUUGAUGUCUUUGUCAUUGUCUAAAUUAAACUUAGAAUGUAAAACUUAAUAGAUUUAAAUUUCGUUGGGGGUGUGUAUGUAUCAAUGUCAUUUUUUGAAUAAAAUUAGCCGCAUAGCCCUACAGUAGCGGAAAAAAUUCGCCCCGCUACACUAGGGGAAAAAAUUUCGCCCCACUACACUAACGAAUUUUUUUUCACCCCUACACUACCAAAAAAUUUCGUCCCCCUUGAAUAGAAAUCCUGGAUCCGUCCCUGUCUGCUGGUUGGCAUAAGUGCAAGGUUUUCCUGGUCUCUUCAGGCAAUCCUCACUGCAAUGUCACCACAAAUUUGAAUCUUGGCCAUGUUGGAGCCCCUUUGAACUUCCACCCACCUUCUGUGAACAAAACGCUGCCGUAUCCAGUUUUCACUGUUGGGCCAUUCCAAUUUGUACCCGGCAAGGAGCACAAAUGCUCCCCUUGAUGGAAGAAGCUUUAGUUUAUUCACUGUUAAUCCCAGUGCUGUUUGUGGAAGAAAGGGGAAGAUGAGAACAAGUUGUGGCUCAAGGGUUCAUUAGACAUUAGCAUUUAUGCAUUGAGAUUUGAUUACGGAGUAUUUAGAAUUAGUUUUAUUGCACUCUAUCCACGAGUGUCUGUCGUUUUUCUCUUGAAUGCAUUGAAAGGUUUCAUCUAUUUUUAGUUAAUUCACUGUUAAUUCCAGUUCUGUUUGAGAAGAAGUUGUGGUUCAAGGGUUCAUUAGACAUUAGCA